Geosmithia morbida is the source of this 1371-nucleotide messenger RNA. Its product is annotated as Zinc finger protein. The record is from RefSeq and is a predicted model, not a curated record. NCBI's taxonomy places the organism in Eukaryota, Fungi, Ascomycota, Sordariomycetes, Hypocreales, Bionectriaceae. The transcript has 2 exons. Bases 1 to 1371 code for a protein of 456 amino acids.
AUGAGCAGUCAGCGCAGGCAGGAAGCCCGCACCGAUGAGACGACCCUCAGCGAGGGUUUGACGCGAAAUCGUGCCAUGGAAAUCAUAGCCAACUUUUCUCAUUCGACCGGUACCUCAUUGGAGGGUACGAUACUCGAAUUGAAGGAUCCAUAUCUGACAGUUUCUGAGGAUGAGGUCUUCACAAAAGCUGCUCUAGGGGAUUUCACGACACCCCUCGAGGUGCUGAAGAGAACCUUGUCAGUCCAUUCGGUACUCUUAACAGCUUCUUCCUUUGCUGAGCAUAUGGAAGCAGCCUCUGGAGUGAAUUUUCGGAAUCCCAAGCUCUCAGAAAUCGGGAAAGGGUCCUUCGGGACUGUCUACGAAAUUCCAGGCACAGAAUGGUGCUUGAAGAAGACACUGCGUUCUCCUACAACAUUUAAAACAGAGCUGCAUUCCGGUAAGCGUCCUGAUUCCUCCAUCAACCACAUAGCGUGGAAGUCUAUCGUCGACAGCGGCGAUUUUUCAGACAUACUCAUGCCUAGGGUUCCUCGCUAUUCAAAUGUAUCCCUUCUAGAUACAGCCACCAGCCUAAGGUGGUUCCAGGGAAAUGGCCAUCUAUUUCCUAUACAAAACGGCGGCCAGAAGCCAGGUUCGUUCAUAUUUCUAGAGAGAAUCAUGCCCCUUCCUCGAGUGGUCCGCACGAAUCUUAUCAGCCACUACUUCAAACCAGAGGACCGCCAGGGCGCCAUCGCGGACCCAGAGAACCAGGCGUGUCUCUGUCGGACCUACCUUGGUCUCAAGUCGACCGAAGUCCCCUCGGACAAGCGGGAGCAGGAGCUCAGAACUCUGAAGAACUUCCCUCUAUAUCUUGACCAACUUUUCGAGCUAAACAUGGAUCCGUUCUUGAUUGCCCGUGAAAUGGCAUUGGGGCUGGCGGCAGGGCAUUGGGUGGCAGGUAUCAACAUGACCGAUGAUGAGUUUGUCAUCGGGAGCCGGCCCUACGAACGACCUGAGCUAUUUCCCGGUCUAGGCAGGCAGCACACCGCAGGCCACAGCGACCAGACCCUCGGUGGCUCCUCCUGCUCGUUUUUCAUACGUUGGGCUACCGAUGGCCCAUACUACCCAAGGGUCCUGGCCAAGGAUGCUACCGAGUGGAACUUGUGGAUUUGCUUCGCCCAGACUUAUAUCUCUGCCUCUAAAAGAUAUAUUUGCGAUGCGAAGGAACGCUUGGAGCAGUGGGGCUACGACCACAUUGGGGAGAUUGACAAGCUUGUCAUGAAGCGUCCGUCAUAUAUUAUGAAUGCGUGGAUGAAAGCCGAGUGCGAUGAGUAUGGUGUUUCAUCUAAGCAGUUCGGCAAGAUAUCAAAGGAUGACCAUUGGCCACUGCCGUGA